AUGAGCACUGCUCCUCAAGUCCUCAGGCAAGCAGAAGCUUUAAAGGCAACUGUGGCUGAUCCUAGCAAAAAUGUAUCUGAAGUCUGGGUGUCACGUCAAAAGCUGGAGGACCUCUACAAGAAGUUAUUGAUAAUGGAUCUGGAAUAUGCCUUGGACAAAAAAGUAGAACAAGAUCUGUGGAACCAUGCUUUCAAAAAUCAGAUCAAUAUACUACAGACCCAGGCUAAGGACAAUCAGGUGAGGAAUCCUAAAAGGCUAGAGGUCCAAGCAAGUUUAAAUCUAUUUUUGGAGACAGCUAGUGGAUUCUAUCUUCAGUUACUACAGCUGUUAUGUGCAACCUUCAAGCUAGAUCUGCCUUUCCGGCGGAAGUCUUCAGCCUAUGGGAUUAUGAAAGAAAAAAACCCUUUGAAGGCCAAGAUUACCCCUCCAAAAAAGAACUCUUGUCUCUAUAUCUGCCAGCAUUGCCUUGUUCAUUUGGGAGAUAUUGCCAGGUACCGGCAAGAGGUAGAUCAGGCUCAGACUUAUUAUUGGCAUGCUGCUAACCUUGUACCUUCAAAUGGACAGCCCUAUAACCAACUGGCUAUAUUGGAAGCAGCUCGUGGGAACAAGCUAACAACAGUGUUUUAUUAUAUACGUAGCCUUGCAGUAAGGCAUCCUUUUCCUGUUGCAGCCACUAAUUUGGAGAAAUUCUAUGGCAAACUUGCUAAAGAUUCUACUGACUUUAAGGGCAAGCUCUCAAUGAGUGAAGUGAUUGCAGCUUUUUUACAAUUCCAUGCUCUUAUACACCUGAAUGCUGAUUUUGACAGAGCUGCUGGUCUUUCUGAAAAACUGCUCAGUAGUUUGCCUGCUCAUGUAACAUCACAGAGCUUCUCCACACCCAUGCUCAUCCAGAUCAUUGCUAUCAACCUUUUUACUAUGCACCAUGCUAAACGGCAGAUGAAUGAUGGUGUUUUUGAAGCAACAGGCCAGAAUGAAAAGCAGGAAUACUUAAGUAAAGAUGAGGAGAAAGGCUUUGAAAUGGCUUUCAAUUUCACAGUUUUGCUCCUUGAUAUUUUGUUGCAUUACACUCCCAAGCAAGAACAAAAGCUACGUGACUUCUUUACUCUGCCAGCAAUCAAAAUAUUGCUUGACUGGUUGUGGUCACACCCUCUUUACUUCUGUAACAAUUUUCUUAAGUCCUCAAAUGUUUGGUCCAAUUUAUCUAAGUUGCUAAAUACAGUACAAGACCAACCCUUGAAUGGUGAAUCCCUUGAUCUGCCCAAGUAUUUUGAUAUGCCACUUCCUGAAGAUCAUGAUCUGCGCUGUUUCCAACCAAUUGAAAAAGCACAUAGCAACUAUAAUUUCGAUGUAGGAAAGAAGUGUCCAACCGCUGAAGUGGAAGUUCAAUUAAGAGCACAACGCCUGGUCAAUCAUGGCAAGUGGAUUGUAGAAAAAUGCUCAGAUUUGCGGCUUUUGUCUAUGCAAGUGACCAAGUCUGGACGUCUGCACUUCCAAUCCCCUGGCAACCAACCACCUGUACAAAAUCAACAGCAGCAACAAUAUCGUGUCCCUUGCAGUAAUGCAACAGAUGGUAAGGAGAACAAAGGUGACAUAGGUCAUAGUAAUGUGGAUAAAAAACCAAGUCGUCAAAAUGUUGCCAUACAGGCCAUUAUUCAAAAACAGAAUCAAAAUCCUGACAAGAACUCUCCAGAUAAAGAAGUAAAGAAUAUCAACAAACAAUUGAUGAAAAUCUCCAAUGAUAACCAGAGUAAGGCAUGCAACAUGAAUCCCCAUCGUUACCUGCUGGGUGUACCUACAACAGACCCUCAGUUUAUGAAACCAGGUGGUAAUCGACCUGUUUCCAUAGCCUCGACACAGCAGUCAGUAACUAAGCCUGGUGUAUCCCCACAUUCAACUGCUCCGUCACCUCUUAAUCUCCUUCCUCCUUCCCCAACACCGAACAAUGUCAACACAAACCAAUUUUCACCAUCUUUACAGUACAGAGGACCCAGCCCUUCAUUUUCCUCUCAUGUACCUAUUCCUCCAGUCAAUGUCCGGCAACAGCAACAACAGAUGCAGCAGCAGCAGCAACAGCAGUACCCACCAGUCAGUCAAACUCAGUUUCCUAGGAGAGGACCAUACUUGCCCUCUCAGCCCCCAACCCAGAUCCAAGGGGGUGUAAAUGAGCGAUAUCCUGGUGGGGGAAAUAAUCCUAUGAACCGACUCAUGUCAGCAGGUGGACCCCUCCCUCCCCAGCCAGACUCUAACCAGUUCUCAGUAGGGAAUACAGCUCCUCCUCCUCCCCCUCCACAUUUUACUGGUGGGGGCCUAGUUCGGCCACCACCAUCCCAGCAGCAACAAGGUCCUCAAGCUUCAGCCCAGUCAUCACAAGGGCAAGGUCCAGUCCCUUCAUCCCAAGUCCCAGCUAUACCCCCAAACUUUACCUCAAGCCAAUCCUUUUUACCCCCAUCAUCAAAGUUUUCAGUUGCUGUUCCUUCCCAGCCUCCAAAUGGAGGACCCCUCAGUAAUCACCAGUUUUUGUCAUUCUCCAGUCAACCUCCUCCUCCAGGUCCUUCACAUUAUCCACAAGCCUAUAAUAGUUCAGGAGACAGUCUGAAGGGACAGAAACCAACCAACAAUAUGCAAUGUCAGAAAUCUACACCAUCACCAAUUGGUGGUCCUCUUGGUGGGCCCCAUCAAAAUCCUGUUUCACAUCACCAGCAACAACAGCAAGCUUCACAUCAACAGGGCCUUGGUCAAGGGCAGCCCCAACCUCCCCAGCCACCACAGUCACAGGUACAUCCAGAAUCUCUAAAUAAGUCAUUGUUAAAUCCCUUGGGAACUCUUUCUCAGUCAUUGGGGCUAUCCUUGGCUAACAGUUGCUCUCCUACAGAGGAUACUGACCCUGGUGACUUGCAGCAGUCAUGUGAUGAGUUCAAUACAGAUACAUCAGAAAUCUUAGGUGGCUUCUCACAUUUGGUAGCCAUUCAGCCACCCAAAUCCACUCAGAUAGAAUUUCUGGCCUCUUCCAAGCCUUUCCAAGGACAUGCCGAGGGUGUGCCAAAGCCUGACAGCCCUCCUGCAACCCUAGGGAAAAAUCUUCUUGGUACAGAUAAUGAGUGUUUGUCUGGAACCAGCCAUGAAAUAAACUCUCAGCCUGGCACUUACUCCUUGUUUAGUUCAUCUCCUUGGUCAGUGCAUAUUACAGCUGCUGGAGACUCCAAGAGUCUUGGUUCCUCGCCAUUUUCUUCUCAGGCAAGUAGCAUUCGCAACUCCCCUGAUCCUUUGUCAGAGAAUUAUGGUCCUGAUUCCUCUCUGGUCACUACCAAUUUUGGUAGUUUUGGUUUUACAUUUUCUUCCAGCACUGAUCACUGGGGCACGUCACAGCCAGCUACUGUGCCCCAGCAACCUCCUCCUGCUGCUGCUGCUGCCACCGCUGCUGCUGCUGUUCCCCAACAAAUGCCUACCGGGCCAGCCAGGGUUACACCAUCUUACCUGUUACAUGGAAAUAUCCAGAAUCUUUGGCCAAUUCCUGGCCCUUCCCCACUAAAGAAGCUCCUAGAAGUCCAGAAACAGCAACGUCAAAACGACCCCCAUUGA
Molecule: messenger RNA, 3579 nt
Organism: Acanthosepion pharaonis
Lineage: Eukaryota; Metazoa; Mollusca; Cephalopoda; Sepiida; Sepiidae
Source: the annotation of a GenBank genome assembly